AAAGCAAAGAAACAUGAUACGAAAUACCUCUGAACUGAUGACAUCACUUUACUCUCAAGAUGAAGAGCAAGCCAUGAUCAUCUCCUCACUAGUCCAAGUCAUCUGCGGCGACACCUCUCCGGCCAUCAUAAUCCCUGAGUUUUUCCAUCUCCAACCUUGCUUGAUAUGCGGCAUUGAUGGUUGUUUAGGCUGUGAUUUGUUCUCAGAUGCUACUAAUACUACUAGUAGCUGUAGUAAUGCAAACGCAGCUACUGAUGAGCAAAAACAGCAGAAGAAGAAAAGAAGGGAGAAGAAGAAGAAUAAGUACAGAGGUGUGAGGCAGAGGCCGUGGGGGAGAUGGGCAGCAGAGAUCCGUGACCCUUGGCGAGCUGUGCGCAAAUGGUUGGGCACCUUCGACACGGCCGAAGAUGCUGCUCGGGCUUAUGACUUGGCUGCUAUUCAGUUUCGUGGUCCUAGAGCUAAGCUCAAUUUUCCUUUUCCGGAGCAGUGUAAUGGAAAUGGUGUUUAUGAUCACACUGCAAGUGCUAGUACGAGUAUGAGUUCUUGUACUUGUGCUAGUGGUGCUACUAGUGAAGAAGUGUGUCAAUAUCAGCAUCAGUAUAUCCAUCAAUAUGAGCAGCAAAAGAAGCAGGAGGAUGAGAUGGCAGUGAGUUUCUGGGAUGGUCUUCAGGAUUUGGUUCAGUUGGAUGAAACAGAGCUUUUCUAAGAGGUUCUUUCAUACUCUUGUUUUGUUUUUUUGUUUUUUUUUUAAUACUGAAAUUAGACGCAUUGAGAAAAUAGUAAUUUGCUCAGUGUGUUUUUCUCCUGUUUUAUUUUUUAUUUUUAGCAAGGUUUAGUCAUAUUGUUAUUUUCUUAUGGCUGCAGCUUGCUUUGUAGUGCUUGUCAUUGGAUAUUAGAUAUGAGAGCUUGUUUUGUUUUGCUCUGA
Messenger RNA from Dioscorea cayenensis subsp. rotundata (Guinea yam), 925 nucleotides. Its product is annotated as ethylene-responsive transcription factor ERF109-like. Lineage: Eukaryota; Viridiplantae; Streptophyta; Magnoliopsida; Dioscoreales; Dioscoreaceae. Gene Ontology annotation, biological process: ethylene-activated signaling pathway; regulation of DNA-templated transcription. The record is from RefSeq and is a predicted model, not a curated record. The transcript has a single exon. The coding region runs from base 14 to 706 and encodes 230 amino acids. Gene Ontology annotation, molecular function: DNA-binding transcription factor activity; DNA binding.